AUGGAGCCGGCAGGGAUAGGCGGAGAAUGUUUCCCGGAAUACGCCGACUCGAAUAUCUCCUAUUUGGUGCUGUCGUGGAUGGGUGAGAGAUGCCCGUCGCCGUCAAUCAUGUACCCGACGGUGGUCAUCUACGGGUUGAUUCUGCUGCUCGGGCUCGUUGGCAACAUUUGCACAUGCAUUGUCAUCAUCGUCAAUAAGAAUAUGCACAACCCGACAAACUACUACUUGCUCAGUCUGGCGCUCAGCGACAUUCUUAUCCUAAUUCUUGGCCUUCCGAUGGAACUCUACAUCGCGCGCGCCUUUCUCGUCGAGUUCACCUCCUACGCCUCCAUCCUCGUCAUUUGUCUCUUCUCAUUUGAGCGAUGGAUCGCUAUUUGCUUCCCGCUUCGCGCCCAACUUUUCUUGGGCACCCGGAGGACGUUGAGUCUGAUCUGCGGCUGCUGGGUUGUCUCCUGCCUCUGCUCACUUCCUGUGGUCUUUGUCGUGCGCAUCAACAAGUUGCCAUUGCCUGAAUUUGCCGUCAAUCAGACCUGGACGCAUCUUGUCUCCGCCGAUGGGAAAACCAUCGAUCGAACCGAGUUUUGCGCAAUGGACAUUGACAACCUUGAAGAUCAAAAGGAGAUCAUCUACUUGUCCUUUAUCGGCUUCUUCCUACUUCCGGCCAUCAUCAUCACCGUCAUGUACGGGCAUAUCGCUAUCCGGUUGCACCUGUCCGAGUCGCAGCUCGGUCGCGAGAAGAAGGGUCGAAGCCAUAAAUGGAGUGUGUUGAGGGUGCUCGUGUCGGUGGUGAUCACCUUCUUCGUGUUCUGGCUUCCAUUCCACAUGCAAAGGCUACUCUCCAUUUUCCUCAACGAGCGACAAGGCGAUGCGUCGGCGGCCGUCCAAACGCUUUUCACCCUUGUUUUCUACAUUUCAGGAUAUUGCUACUACUCGAACUCUGCCUGUAACCCGAUUCUCUACAACAUUUUCUCCGAGAAAUUCCGCGCCGCCUUUUGCCGGACGAUUCUGGGAGAGCGU
Mesorhabditis spiculigera is the source of this 1017-nucleotide messenger RNA. The record is from the annotation of a GenBank genome assembly. NCBI's taxonomy places the organism in Eukaryota, Metazoa, Nematoda, Chromadorea, Rhabditida, Rhabditidae.